CUUUGGAAGACCUAAAGAAGCACAUUUUCAUCUUACCAAGUACCAAUCAACCAUGAAGUUCAUGGUGGCGUUAGCCAUGAUGGCUGUGACCAUCUUUGGCCUCCUCAUUGACGGUCACAACUGCAAAGUUGUGCAGUUUAUAUUCGGCGACUCCCUCUCCGACGUCGGAAACAACAAGUACCUAAGCAAGAGCCUUGCCCAAGCAAGCCUGCCAUGGUAUGGGAUUGAUUUUGGCAAUGGACUGCCUAAUGGGAGGUUCUCUAAUGGCCGCACAGUUGCUGAUAUAAUAGGUGAUAGCAUGGGCCUCUCAAGGCCACCUGCCUUUCUGGAUCCAUCUUUAACUGAGGAUAUAAUUCUAGAAAAAGGAGUAAACUAUGCCUCCGGAGGUGGUGGAAUCUUGAAUGAAACUGGUGGCUACUUUAUUCAGAGGUUCUCACUCUACAAGCAAAUUGAGCUGUUUGAAGGCACACAAACACUGAUUAAAAGCCAAAUUGGAGCACAAGCAGCAGAGAAGUUCUUCCAUGAAGCUCGUUAUGUGGUCGCUUUAGGCAGCAACGACUUCAUCAACAAUUACUUGAUGCCAGUUUAUAAAGAUUCGUGGAGUUACAACGAUGAAACUUUCAUCGACUACAUAAUGGAAACCCUACAAAGACAACUCGAGCUUUUGCACAGCUUAGGGGCAAGGCAGCUGAUGGUGUUUGGGCUAGGACCAAUGGGCUGUAUCCCACUCCAAAGGGUUUUGAGUACAUCUGGAGAUUGCCAAGAUAGAACAAACAAACUAGCUCUCAGCUUCAACAAAGCUGGAAUCAAGCUAUUGGAAGACUUGUCCAGCAAGCUUCCUAACGCAAGCUACAGAUUCGGUGAGGCGUAUGAUGUGGUCAAUGAUGUGAUCAGCAAUCCAGACAAAUAUGGCUUCAGUAACGCGGACAAACCAUGCUGCUCAUUUGGAAGAAUCCGACCGGCUCUGACAUGUAUCCCUGCAUCAGUAUUGUGCAAAGACAGAAGCAAAUAUGUGUUUUGGGAUGAGUACCAUCCAUCAGAUAGUGCAAAUGAGCUAAUUGCUCGUGAGCUCAUCAAGAAAUUAGGUUUUUCGAGCGUUGAUGGAACAAACGGUCCUUCCCCUGCACCCGCCAUUGCUCCAUCACCAGAGGAAUAAAUUGUGCACUGAAACCAGCAGGGUCUGCUACUUACAAUUGCUUCCUAAAGCAACUUCUCAGUGAUCAUUAAAUAGAAUUUUCAUAUACAUAAUUGUGAACUCAA
Prunus mume (Japanese apricot) is the source of this 1260-nucleotide messenger RNA. RefSeq names its product GDSL-like Lipase/Acylhydrolase superfamily protein. Gene Ontology annotation, molecular function: hydrolase activity, acting on ester bonds. Lineage: Eukaryota; Viridiplantae; Streptophyta; Magnoliopsida; Rosales; Rosaceae. The record is from RefSeq and is a predicted model, not a curated record.